UUUGGGGGAAAUUAAGUGUGAAGAAAGAAGUGAAGUCUCUCCUCAAGCUAGCACUCCACUGUCACCAUCAUCUUCUCAAUUUCUUGAUUUCCUCUCCAUCUCUACCUGAAUCCAUUUCUUGAUCGAACGCCACCUUCCAAAAUCAUGUUCAAAACAAAGCUUCAAGAGCUCUGUCAUCGCAAAUCCUACGAAUUACCCGUGUAUUCCGUUGUCAAGCAAGGUCAAGAUCAUGACCCGCGCUUUGAGGCCACAGUCACCGUCGCCGGCAACAAAUUCUGUUCCCAGACUCCUUGUAAGUCUUCCAAGCAAGCACAGAACGAUGCUGCUAAACUUGCUUUUGACUUCUUUUCUCUUCCUUCUUCACCCAAGCUUCAGCCAUACCAUCCCCAGCCAUCUUUUCCGGAAUCAUCUCCUCCGAUGGAACAACUUCGUUACAGUCCUCAAUUUUCUCAUCCCUCUCUGCAUAUUUCUUCUUUUCCACAGCCGUCCUUGCCUUCGCAAUCGGACACUUUUGGUGCAACAACUAACCUGGACAACACAGUUUCUUACCCACUGAGACCACUAAAGCUUGAGGUGGCAAAUGAAUGUUCUGAACUUGUGGAAUCCACUAAAGAUUCUUCUAUCACGAGUAAUAUGGAUGUCAAAUUUUCAGCACAGUCAGUUGAACCGAAAAUUCAAAACACUGACAAGUCUCCCGUGGUUGAUUACUUUGACAAAGAAUGCAGUAAAUUGACUGGUAUGCAACAUUUGUACAAGAAUAAGUUGCAAAAUUUCGCUCAGAAGAAAAACCUCACUUUACCUGUAUACACAUGUGAGCGUGAUGGCCCACCCCAUGCUAGUCGUUUUCGUUGUAAAGUGGAAAUCGAUGGAAAAACUUAUGAAAGUCCAGAAUUUCAUGCCACAUUAAAAGAUGCUGAGAAUGCAGUCGCAAAAGUUGCUUUACUGUCAUCAUGUCAAGAUGGAGUUCAAGAGGACUCUGGCCUUUACAAAAAUCUGUUGCAAGAGAUGGCCCAAAAAAAAGGUCUAGGUUUACCGGCUUAUUCAACAUCACAAUCUGGUGAAAUUCAUGUUCCAGUUUUUGUUUCAACGGUGAAAAUAGGAGAAGCAAAUUUUGAAGGGGAACAAUCGAGGACUAAGAAACAAGCUGAGAUGAGUGCAGCCAAAGCUGCUUAUAUUAGCAUAAAAGAGGGGAAGUCGAGUUCUACGUCUCCUAGAGGACGAGCUUCUCCUCAAGGCAUCUCAUGUAGGUUGCAAUCCAGUGUCAGCACUGACCUGGAACUGCAAGUGAGAUCCAGUCCUGUAAUUUCACAUCCGGCAUUUGAGAAACAACCCAAUGAUGGAGGAUCUCAAAGCAUUUCAACAAGAAAGAGAGCUCCAUCUUCUUGUGACAUUGAUCAUGAAGUUUCUCGUGAUAUUGCUAUAUCAUCCCGUAAUGUUGCUCAACCUGGUAACACCAAUGAUUACGUUUUGAAUUUAGUCUCAAAGCUAGAAGCCGGAAAGAGUUCAUCUUCCAAACGGGUCAUUGUUUGCCCCCGUCAGCCGAAUAUGACAUUUCCGAAGGAUAUUACUGUGUUACCAGUAAGCGAUGAUCAAUGGGUUGCAUUCUCACUCUCGACCAAAGCGAAUCAAUAAGCUUUGUUAUGGUUUAACUCACUGUGAAGUAUAAUACUUCUAAAGCAUAGGUAGAUAUAUACAUGCGUGUAUUAACUCUUUGACUCGGAAUUGUUGACGAUACUUGGAACAACGUUGUUGAUGUCUGAUCGCUUUUGUCUUUGGGGGAUUAUUCGUAGUGAUAAAAAUGUUGGGGGGAAGGAACUGUCUUGAGUACUCAGACGUUUAAUGGGGUUAAAAACGAAAAUUGGAAAGCUUUCAAUAUUUGAACU
Molecule: messenger RNA, 1883 nt
Organism: Cucurbita pepo subsp. pepo (vegetable marrow)
Lineage: Eukaryota; Viridiplantae; Streptophyta; Magnoliopsida; Cucurbitales; Cucurbitaceae
Product: double-stranded RNA-binding protein 1
Molecular function (GO): double-stranded RNA binding
Source: RefSeq, a predicted model, not a curated record